AUGGUCCUCCCCUGGUGCCUAUCCUGGCCUCAUCAGAGCUACUGGGGCGAGUUUUCUCUCAAAGGGAUCAAGAUCGAGGUCAAAGUGCCGAAGAAAGACACUUUCCCAGGCAGCCCAGCUGCGAUUCCCCCAUAUUUCUGGCGCAGUGGUCUCCGAAAUCGUUUUGGGAAGCUCGUAGGCAGGAAGCCAAGACAGGCUCCUCUCCCCAUUCAUGCCGGUUAUUCGGAAGCGAGAAGUCUGAUCGGUAAUGGCACUGUGGCGGAUUUGAAAACGCUUUCCAUCCAGGCCCGAGAUUUCAUCGCUGAAUUAUUCAGAGACAUCGAGGACGUGUCAGAAACCUCGUCCCAGGGCGAAGUAAAAUCCCUGUCCGCCCUAGAAUCGGGACCCAGGUUAGUCCAGCUGCGACUAUCCUCUGACCUAGAGCGCUGGAAAGAAGCUCAACACGCAGUCGACAACACCCUUCCACCAAAAGGCGCCGGGUUGGCCCGGGCCUCAGACAAAGUCCUCAGACUUUUCGGGGCAGCGGGCUGGCCUGAAGCCUUGAAGACGAACAAUGCAUUGUUUGGCUGCGGCAUCGCUAGCUUGCUCAUGGGCGCCGCUGACACGCCAACCAUGUUCUCCAACUACGUGACCGACAUGGCCUUUUACUACGAGCACGGUUACAACUACGUCUUCCCAUCGCUAGAACCGCUAUUGCAGAAAGGCCUGGCAGACCCGCAAGCGCUGCGCACUCUGGGGGGCCGCGAACGGCGAAACGGCGUCCUCGUCGGCAAGCAGUACAUCCAAGACAAGAUCGCGCUGGAGCAACAGCACAAAAAGCACUUGACGAACCGGUCAGCGCGACUAAACCGUCUUACUGCACAGAUCAUCUCCCUAUCGGAGAGCAGCCUACUAGGGAUGGCGGCCGAGGCGAUGGCGCGGGGUUUCGACCCUGGUGCCGUUAUGAGUGACUUGGUCUUCAGCUCGCCGUGCACCGAUGUCGUCGACGUGGGAUGUGACCUGGUGAACUCGGAAGUCAUGAACUCAUUCUUAAACGUGACGGACAUCACAGACACAGGCAUUGUGAGCGAAGACGUACUACGCAGGGUUUACGAUGCCUACGCCGCAACGGGGGCCAGAAUGCUGACUCAAAGAUGGCAUGAGCCGGUGGCCAGAAUGUGUGCCUCACUAUAUACGUGGCACAUUAACAACGACCGGCACAUGUUUUUCCGGCGCGCGGUUUUGGGCUGGCCCAAAGCCCGGAAGAUGCCGGCUCGGCCUCAGUGCGAAUCGGAUUUCGACGAGGUAUUUGACAAACAGUACUGCACGACAAGCGUCUGCAGGCCUCUUGAUCCCAAAUAUGCAUGCAACGGCGAAGACCCUUGUGAUCACGUUCGCCAUUUUCUCGAUUGCAGCCAAGAGGAGCCAUUGCUCUGGGAGCUCUGGUGGUUCCUUGUCACAGGUCCGCUGGAGUAUGUCAGGGGAGGCCAGGUCGAUGAGCGGCGCGAGCACGACCUCGUCGAGGGCUCGCGGCUACGGAUAGCCGAGCUUUACUCUCGGGGUCUGGUGCUCGAAAUGGCCUGGCUUACUGCUCAUGCAAACCAUCAUGCCUGGCAAGUCAACUAUCUGUUUGAGGCCGCUAUGUUCGGCAGCAUUCUCGAUGGAGGCACACUGGCUGGCAAGCUCGACAGGCAGGAAGAGAGCUAG
Molecule: messenger RNA, 1686 nt
Organism: Endocarpon pusillum Z07020
Lineage: Eukaryota; Fungi; Ascomycota; Eurotiomycetes; Verrucariales; Verrucariaceae
Exons: 1
Coding region: 1-1686 (561 amino acids)
Source: RefSeq, a predicted model, not a curated record